This is a messenger RNA of Neogale vison (American mink), 585 nucleotides long. RefSeq names its product cysteine and glycine rich protein 3 (gene CSRP3). The transcript is spliced from 5 exons. Gene Ontology annotation, cellular component: cytoplasm; Z disc; nucleus. Lineage: Eukaryota; Metazoa; Chordata; Mammalia; Carnivora; Mustelidae. Gene Ontology annotation, biological process: sarcomere organization; cardiac muscle contraction; muscle tissue development. Gene Ontology annotation, molecular function: actinin binding; structural constituent of muscle. Bases 1 to 585 code for a protein of 194 amino acids. The record is from RefSeq and is a predicted model, not a curated record.
AUGCCAAACUGGGGCGGAGGAGCAAAAUGCGGCGCCUGCGAAAAGACAGUCUACCACGCAGAAGAAAUCCAAUGCAAUGGAAGGAGUUUCCACAAGACCUGCUUCCACUGCAUGGCCUGCAGAAAGGCUCUCGACAGCACCACGGUUGCAGCUCACGAGUCCGAGAUCUACUGUAAGGUCUGCUAUGGGCGCAGGUACGGCCCCAAGGGGAUCGGGUACGGACAAGGCGCUGGCUGCCUCAGCACGGACACAGGCGAACAUCUGGGCCUCCAGUUCCAACAGUCCCCAAAGCCUGCACGCUCAGCCACCACCAGCAACCCUUCCAAGUUCACUGCGAAGUUUGGAGAGUCGGAGAAGUGCCCCCGAUGCGGAAAGUCAGUCUAUGCUGCUGAGAAGGUGAUGGGAGGUGGCAAGCCUUGGCACAAGACCUGCUUUCGCUGCGCCAUCUGUGGGAAGAGUCUAGAGUCCACGAACGUCACUGACAAAGAUGGGGAACUGUACUGCAAAGUUUGCUAUGCCAAAAAUUUUGGCCCUACAGGUAUUGGGUUUGGAGGCCUCACACAACAAGUGGAGAAGAAAGAGUGA